Molecule: messenger RNA, 3369 nt
Organism: Engraulis encrasicolus (European anchovy)
Lineage: Eukaryota; Metazoa; Chordata; Actinopteri; Clupeiformes; Engraulidae
Gene: klhl41a
Product: kelch-like family member 41a
Exons: 9
Coding region: 1006-2871 (621 amino acids)
Molecular function (GO): protein binding
Source: RefSeq, a predicted model, not a curated record
AGAACAGAUCCAGAAAUUCAAUACAGCCAGAUCAGAACACCUAGACCAGAACAGAACACUCUAAAACACUAUCAGACUAACUAGAAAAUACUAGAACAUCAUCUGUGUAGAAAAUACUAGAACAUCAUCGGAGUAGAAAAGGCUAGAACAUCAUCUGAGUAGAAAAGCCCAGAGCAGUAGUGGGUUGGAUAAGACCACAACAAGACAGGACCGGAUUGGAUCGGAGCUGGACGCCACCAGAGCAGGUGAUCACGCUGCCACAGUACAGUUCCUCUGCCUCCUCUUUCCAGUCUAUUCAAGAGACCCAUUGAGAGAACACUCUCUCCAGGGAAGGCCGGCUGUUAGGUCUCACCCACUGAACUUCAGAGGGAGGCAACGACUUCAACAGACACACACACAUUGCUACUUUCUGCUGGACCCUGCAGCCAACCCUGCCUCCCCUCCAAACUCUUUCCAUUGCACCGAGAGCAAGUCUCUUCAGACGUUCUUGUGACAAACACCUUUUGUGUUGGUGGAGGUGCCGUGGUUGUUACUGGAUAUACAACACAAGAAUAAGAACAACACAAGGGUCUUCUCAACAACUUCUCAACAACAACUCUUGUUUCCUGUUGGAGUGGUGGAGUUACUGGAUCUUGUAUCUUGGCUCUUAAGAAAGAACGCAAAACCACCGCAAUUUUAAAAAAAGUAAGCAAAAGUACUCAAGUUCAAACAGUACAGAGCCUGCUACCUUUUUUUUCUCCCAGCAAAGGUGACUUCUAUGAGCGACUGAUCUUCCUGUCUUGUGAUCCACCAAUUCACAGCUGGUUGGAUCAAAGUUGUGUCAGGAUCCUUACCCUUACUUUUACUUUACUGACAACGCUGGCACACAACACACAACACACAAAACACCAUCAUCAUUUUGAAAUUAGGCUCUCUUCAACUGCGCCGAAUACCCAUCUCCUCUAGUGGUGGUUCUGGUGGACACAAUCAACACUCGCUCGACACAAUCACACACACACAGGAGACAUGGAGCCGAGCAGCAUCCGCGAGGACCUGCGUCUGUACCAGAGCACGCUGCUGCAAGACGGCCUGAAGGAGCUGCUGAACGAGAACAAGUUUGUGGACUGCGUGCUGAAGGUGGGCGAGCGCAGCCUGCCCUGCCAUCGACUCAUCAUGGCCGCAUGCAGCCCCUACUUCAGAGAGCUCUUCUUCGGCACCGAGGAAGAGGAGAAGAACAAGGACAAGUCGAAGGUGAGAGAGGUGGUGUUGGAGAACACGGACGCCUCGGUCAUGGACAUGAUCAUCAAGUACCUGUACUCGGCCGACAUCGACAUCACGGAGGAGAACGUGCAGGAGGUCUUCACGGUGGCCACGCGCUUCCAGAUCCCGUCCGUCUUCACCGUCUGCGCCAACUACCUGAUGAAGCAGCUGAGCCCCGUCAACUGCCUGUCCAUCUACCGCAUGGGGCUGGUGCUGAGCUGCCCGCGGCUGGCGGUGGCGGCGCGCGACUACGUGUGCGCGCGCUUCGAGACGAUGUGCCAGGAGAGCGAGUUCCUGGAGCUGGCCGCGCACGAGCUGUUCGCCAUCAUCGGCGUGGACGGGCUCAACGUGGAGCGGGAGGAGCUGGUGUUCGAGACCGUGAUGCGCUGGGUGCGCAAGAACAAGGAGCACCGCCUGAAGGUGCUUGGCGACGCCCUGGACCACGUGCGCUUCCGCCUCAUGCCUGAGAAGUACAUCAAGGAGAAGGUGGAGAAGGACGACCUGAUCAAGGCCGACCCCGAGCUCGUCAAGAUGGUCAAGGCCGUCAAGGACGCCUUCGCCGGCAAGAUGCCCGAAAAGAAGAAGACGACGAAGGACCAGAAGGGGCAGGCGAAGGGGAAGGGGAAGGAAGGAGAGGGUGGCGAAGAAGAGGAGGCGGAGGACGACGGGUUGCCGGGAUACCUGAACGACACGAAGCGUAUCGGCAUGUUCUCCAAGGAGCUGAUCCUGAUGAUCAGCGACACGGCCGCCGUGACCUAUGACUCAGAGGACAACGAGUGCUCGCUGGCCGCCAUGUCCGAGCAGAUCCCACGCAACCACGUCAGCAUCGUCUCCGCCAAGAACCAGCUGUACGUGCUCGGGGGCCUGUUCAUGGACGAGGACAACAAGGAGACGCCACUGCAGUGCUACCUCUAUCAGCUGGACCCCAUCGCUUCUGAUUGGAUAGCUCGCCCCCCUAUGCCCUCCCCUCGAUGCCUAUUCGCCGUGGGGGAGUGUGACAACUUCCUGUUCGCUAUUGGUGGCAAGGACCUGCAGAGCAGAGAGUGCUUGGACUCAGUGAUGUGCUUCGACACAGAUAAGCUGAAGUGGAUUGAGGGCAAGAAGCAGCCCCUGCGGACCCACGGCCACUGUGCCGUCUCCCAGUACGGCAUGAUCUACUCCAUCGGAGGACAAACAGAGGACGACACGUACCUCAACAAGAUGUUUGUGUACAACCAUAAGAAGGCGGAGUGGAAGGAGGUGGCGGCCAUGAAGACCCCGAGGGCCAUGUUCGGGGCCGGCGUGCACAAGGGCAAGAUCAUUGUGGUGGGCGGAGUCAACGACACAGGCCUCCUCAGCUCCUGCGAGGCCUACGACUUCGGAACUAACAAGUGGGAGGAGUUCCCAGAGUUUCCUCAGGAGCGCAGCUCCCUGAACGUGGUGAGCAGCGGGGGGUCCCUGUUCACCGUGGGGGGGUUCACCUUGCUGGAGACCGACAACAAGGAGGUCGCCCCCACCGAGAUCGCAGACAUCUGGCAGUACGAGGACGAUAAGAAACAGUGGACGGGUCUGAUCCGCGAGAUGCGCUACGCGGCCUCGGGGGCCUCCUGUGUGUCCAUGCGCCUCAACGCCGCCAUGAUGCCCAAACUUUAAAAUUACACACGCUCACACCUCACACUUACUCACAACCUCACUACACACACACACGCUCACACUUACUCACAACCUCACUACACACACACACACGCUCACACACACCUCACACUUACUCACAACCUCACUACACACACACACACACGCUCACAACACACUCACACCUCACAUUCACUCACUAAACACUGCCAGGAUGCAUAAACUCUAAACACACUCCUCACACACACACACACACACACUCACACACAUGCUCACAACACACUCACAACCUCACACUCACUCACUACACACUGCCAGGAUGCCCAAACUCUAAACACACUCCUCACACACACACACACACUCACACACAUGCUCACAACACACUCACAACCUCACACUCACUCACUACACACUGCCAGUAUGCCCAAACUCUAAACACACAUAUACUCACAGCACACGCACACACUAACAACUACCCCAAUGCCCAAACUCUAAACACACUGUCACAACCUCACAUUC